Messenger RNA from Puccinia graminis f. sp. tritici CRL 75-36-700-3, 1365 nucleotides. RefSeq lists its product as uncharacterized. The transcript has 7 exons. The record is from RefSeq and is a predicted model, not a curated record. Lineage: Eukaryota; Fungi; Basidiomycota; Pucciniomycetes; Pucciniales; Pucciniaceae. Bases 1 to 1365 code for a protein of 454 amino acids.
AUGGCUCUUGCUCCCGUUUCCCUUUGUCAAAAUCAACCAACCACCACCAUCUCACCGCAUGUUCAUCACUUCCCCUUCACAUCGAUCACGACUGCCCACAGCCCCCGGAAUAAAAUCGUGUCUUUGGUCAUAUCACUUAUUGACAUAACCCAAUCUCAUCAAUCAUCUUAUAAUAUGCCUAUCGCGACUGGAGACUCUCGAGCACCCCAAGGCUCCAAAACACUGAAAAAUCGAGGGUUCAGACGCGGUGUUGAACUUGCAGUUGCAAUCCAGAAACGACAUAGAGUUGCAGACACAGUUGAUCUCAAGAAACGGCUGGUGGCAGAAACGGUUGAGGUCACAUCCACUGAACAGCGGUCUUUGUCUUCAAGUGACAGUGAGUGGGAUGACUCGAGUGAAUCAAGUGACUCAAGUGAAGGCCAGUCAGCCUGCGCAGCUCAAGAAUCUUUAGAUAACAACAAUUUGAAUGCGACUGGACGUCACGAGUGCGAAAGCUCUGAAGUCAUCGAGAGUGGCUCAUGCGGUGUUGGCAACCUUUUCCAGAAAGACUCAGAGGCCAUAUAUGACUGUAGCUCCCUUUAUCGCAAGCAGCUCGUUCAUUCGCAUCCAGCCAUACUUCAUUUAUGUUUGUUUUCUGCCAUUUGCCACGUUCUAGAACAUUGUUCUGUCGCAACAUCUUCGUUCAUCUUGAAGGCUCAAGCCGAUUUCAUCACGAUUCUCCUAUCUCGUGGCCUUGACGAUCAAAAAUCACAUACUUUAUCCAACUCUGAACAGAAAAUUCUCAAAAGCAUUCCAGUUGACAUUCACACCGUCCUUGGCUGGCUUCAGAUUUCACCUCGCCUCAACUGUUUUGUCUGCUGUAGUAGCUGUUUUGCGCUUUAUCCCAACAAACAGACAGCCCCUGAACAUUGCACCUAUCUCUACAUCCAGAAGAAACUACCUGAUGGUCCUGACUUGCCUCCCAAUGAUGAACGCACAGUAUGUGGACAACCCCUCUUCAAGAACACCAGCUCCAAUUUUCCCACUCGCACCCCAGUUCGCCAAUAUGCCACUCAAGAUCUUUCUGAUUGGCUCGCACGAUUGCUUUCUAGACCCGGUAUUGAAGAUGUGUUGGCUUCAACUGCCACAAAGUCUCAAAAGCCCUACGACCCAUCUUAUGUCAGUGACAUUCAAGAAUCUCGCGUCUGGAAGGAAUUUCUGGGUCCCAACGGCCAACAGUUCACCUCUCAGAGUAGUAAUCUUGUUGAGUUUUCGUCCUGCUCCGCGCACUCAAUGAGACUGCGGAAAAACACCGCGGACCAAUCUCCUCAAGACUUACCUGACGAACGAUACUCAUCGAACGUUCAAGAAUCUCGGAAGCUCUGA